UCCACCGGUGUUCUGCACCAAGUCGAGCAUAAAUGAAUGUUACAGCGGGAGACAUGCGCGUCUGUCAGAAGCAGAUAUUGCACUGGUUCUUCUGUUAUCCUUGCCCUCAACUGGCUUGCUUGAGGACAGCUAAGUCCUCAAUUUUCAGGACAUGGGUGCUGGAUCAAACAAGGAAACAUUGUACUACUCACAUCCAAUCACAAGAGUAUAUUGUAAACAAAAACAACAAAGAGACCGGAAAGGCCCUUACACAGGAUCUCCUAGACAAGUAUGGACAAGUUAGCUUCAAGUACCCUAAUACAGAAUUGACAAUUUGCUCAUUGUUAGACAUGGGAUUCAUAGAAGAGCAAGUGGUUAACCUUUUUGAAAGAACAUCUACCUGGGAUGCCUUACUUGCUGCUGAUGGUCUUUCCAACAUCUCACUUCUUAUCGCACUAGAUUUAAAUCCUAUGACCAUCAUAAAUUUGGUGGAGAAGUGCCCUGAGCUUCUGUGUAUCAAAGGAAAUCUUCUUCAGAAGCGCAUUAAUGGUUUAAGAAAGCUAGGUCUGGUUCAAGAAAGCCUUCAUCAUGUUGUGGCUCACUGUCCACAAGCCCUUCUCAUCAAAUCAAAACAACUAGACAAUUUUGUGCAUUUUUUGCACCACCAAUGUCAAUUCACUUUACAACAAGUCAGAGAGAUCCUUCAUAGCUCGCCUUCCAUUAUUUUACAAGAAAAAGCCAAUGUGGAGUAUACAUUUCAGUAUGCCUAUUUUCGAAUGGGAAUCCAGCAGGCUGACAUAGUGAAGACCAAGCUUUUCAGGCUCACAUUUGAAGAAAUAAGAAGUAGGCACAUAUUUCUGGAGAGAUUAGGGCAAUAUGAGACUCCUGACAAGAAAGGGCAAACCCAUAUUGUUAACCCUAAAGUGAAGGACUUUCUUGGAGUCUCAGAACAAAUGUUUCUUAAAAAGGUUGCCAAAGUCCCAGUGGAAGAAUUUAGAGUGUUCAAAAAACUCUUAUCACGGGAGAUUGAAGAACAGGAAAAGGAAAACGAAGAUCUGAGCUCUGAAGAGGAAAAUGAGAGUGAAGAUGAUGAAUGAAUUUCACUGCAUGAGAAGGAAAAUAAAAUAUUACUUGUACAAGAUUUUCAGUAGCUGAGACUACUAAAAGCAGUUUAAACCCUGAUAGAGCUCUUGUUCUCUCUUUUAUAAGUUGAAUGGCUUGUUAUUUUCAAAGAGAGGAAAAUUAAGAAAAUUUCUACAUGAAUCUAGUUCACACUUUUAUUGUGAUCUGGUUCAGCAUCUCUUAGUUCAUUCUUUAAUAAUGACAUUAAUAACUAGUUAAAAGUGAAAAAUAUGAGUUGGUAGACCCCUCACUGUAUACCGAAAGGUGAAGGUUGUCUUUCAGAGUAAAAGAACUAAAUAGUUAUUAUCAAAUCAGCAUUGUAUUUAUUAAAUUCUGGGAUCACUGCAGUUAAUUGAUAUAAAUGACAAAUUUGUCAGAGAUUUAAAAGAGUAAAGAGGAGAUUAUUCUGGAGGAGUGUAUUUCUGUUUCAUAUUAGGCUAAAUAAUUAUAAUGUGAGUAAUAAAUCCCAUUUUAUAUUUUUAUUGAACUGCUAAGAGUGGUAUAGUUUGCUGUACUUUAUUGGUGUUUAUUUUAUGAAUGUGUAUUCAAUUACAGAAAUUAAAAUGUUUUCUUAUCUAGUAUUUCACUCAUUUUUAAAAUUACCUUAGUAGCUAGCAAAUAAUGGUGCCACAGUGUUUGCAGAGUUUGAAUCCUGUGCCCAGUCAUUUUCUCCAUGUCUCUGUGAUUUUUCUUCAGGUACUCUGAAUUUGUCAUUUCAAGGAAGUGUGCUAAUUGAUAAUUAUUAUUACCCUAUCUGGAAGGUUGUCUCUCUGAAUUGCCUUUUGCAAGAUUUCUUCCAAUUUUUCCCUACAUGGGUCUUCUUUUGGGAGUUUUCUUAUUGUAUUCCCAAGAAGUCAAGGCUGGGGAGCUGUUAGAAAAACAGGGCCUGGUAAAGGCCAUGGUGGCAUACUUUGUGAUACAUUGCUGUUGUCUUUUGGCCCAGUGCAAGUUUAGAUGCAUUCAAGAUUUGGUCUUGCAAUGGACUGGCACCAUUUAAGGGUUGGUUCUUACUUUGUACCUGAUGAUGUCUGUAGAGGCUCUUACUCCUUGUGACUCCGAAAUUGAAUAUGUAUAUGUAAUUUUACACUUUAAGGUACUGUAUUUGAUUCAUGAAUAUUAAUUCCUUUUCUUCUUUGAAGGUGAAGCAUGAGUUGAAAGACAAAACAGCUAAUUCAACGUAACA
This is a messenger RNA of Erpetoichthys calabaricus (reedfish), 2284 nucleotides long. It is a transcript of the gene mterf4, whose product is annotated as mitochondrial transcription termination factor 4. Lineage: Eukaryota; Metazoa; Chordata; Cladistia; Polypteriformes; Polypteridae. Gene Ontology annotation, molecular function: double-stranded DNA binding. Gene Ontology annotation, biological process: regulation of DNA-templated transcription. Bases 33 to 1076 code for a protein of 347 amino acids. The transcript has 4 exons. The record is from RefSeq and is a predicted model, not a curated record.